Molecule: messenger RNA, 312 nt
Organism: Knipowitschia caucasica
Lineage: Eukaryota; Metazoa; Chordata; Actinopteri; Gobiiformes; Gobiidae
Source: the annotation of a GenBank genome assembly
AUGGACGUCAUGGUGCGAGGGGUCAUCAUCUCCUGCAUCCCUCUGUCGCUGCUCAACCCGCCGCCGCCAACGCCGCCAACGCCGCCAACACCACCGCCGCCACCGCCGCCAACGCCAACACCGCCGGACGCAAAGUUGUUCCUCCCCCACGACAUCUUGGCUCCGUCCAUCUCAACUCAAGAUCAAGUCACUAUCGUCCAUCCAGGGGUCGCAGAGCAGAGGCCCAUCUCCACCAGACCCAGGACCCAGACCCAGGACCCAGACCCAGGACCCAGACCCAGGACCCAGACCCAGGACUUCACACAGAUCUGA